Molecule: messenger RNA, 873 nt
Organism: Benincasa hispida (wax gourd)
Lineage: Eukaryota; Viridiplantae; Streptophyta; Magnoliopsida; Cucurbitales; Cucurbitaceae
Source: RefSeq, a predicted model, not a curated record
AUGCUUCAAUUGAUCCAAAAUGCGGGACAAUUCGGAGGUCUACAAGGAAAAGACCUGCAUGCUCAUUUGACCAGCUUUGUAGAAAUGUGCAACACAUUCUCCAUACCUGGUGUGACUCCCGAAGGAAUUAGAUUGUAUCUCUUCCUGUAUACACUGCGGGAUAAGGCAAGGAGGUGGGCUGAGUCACUAGAGCCAAAUGAAAUCAACGCAUGGGACCAGUUGGUCGAGAGGUUUAUGAAUAAAUUCUUCCCUCUAGCCGUCAACGCAAGGAGACAGAGGGAUGUGUUGAAUUUCGAACAGAAGGGAUAUGAAACUUUGAGCAUCUGGGUGCGUUUCAGAAAAUUAGGGAAGAACUGUCCGCACAUCGAGAUGCCCGAUUGCGUUCUGAUGGAGACUUUUUAUAACGGCUUGGAUCGAUCAACGCAAGCAGUUGCUGAUGCCUCCACGGCAGGAGGGUUAAUGUACAAGACAUAUACGGAAGCAAAGAUCAUCUUAGAUCGCGUUUCGCGAAAUACAGAUGAGUGGAUAGAUAACGGGUAUGAGGAAAGAGCCUCGGAACAAAGAAGAGCAGAAAGUGCCAUUGUACCAGCUAAUACAAUGAACUCCCUGGCCGCCCAGAUGGCCACAGUAACCUCGCUCCUCCAGACUAUCGUUAUUCAGCAAGGACAUCUCUCUCAAAGUUUAGCGCAAGCCAAUGCACUGAUGCAAGUGGCCGCAAUAAGUUGCGUUCAAUACGGAGAGGGGCACUCAGUGGAAGUCUGCCUGUUGAAUCAACAAUCCGUAUACUCUAUUCACAAUGAAUCAUUCGGUAGCACCUACAACCCUGGUUGGCGGAAUCACCCAACUUUCAGUUGGGGAGGGAAUCACAACUAG